AUGGUGACCAUGAUCAAGGGGACGUGCAUGGGCUGGAAAGGAGAGUCGAGUUUGCAUGGAGACGAGGUCGCACAAAGGGUCACGAAGGAUGCAUGCUUGAUCCAAGGCAUUGCAGUAUACCGUAUAAGGGAUAUUUGUAGGCGCCAUAACAUGCCCCGCAUCCGCAUCAUGAGCAUGAGCAUGAGCAUGACUAUGAGCAUGAACAGGAACAUGAGCAAAGAGUAG
This is a messenger RNA of Plenodomus lingam JN3, 225 nucleotides long. The record is from RefSeq and is a predicted model, not a curated record. NCBI's taxonomy places the organism in Eukaryota, Fungi, Ascomycota, Dothideomycetes, Pleosporales, Leptosphaeriaceae.